Molecule: messenger RNA, 2238 nt
Organism: Mollisia scopiformis
Lineage: Eukaryota; Fungi; Ascomycota; Leotiomycetes; Helotiales; Mollisiaceae
Product: putative metallocarboxypeptidase ecm14
Exons: 2
Coding region: 286-2055 (589 amino acids)
Biological process (GO): proteolysis
Molecular function (GO): metallocarboxypeptidase activity; zinc ion binding
Source: RefSeq, a predicted model, not a curated record
GAGAAGUAUCGCCCGAAUCAAUUGUCCCUUUUCAAUUCCCACUUUCGGACGCGUAUCGCAUCCAAUCCAGUCUUUUGCAGCCAUUCACCGUUGCAGAGUGUCGAGUUGAGCCCGUUCGUUCGACGACUUCCCUUCUACAGUACAUUACCGGCGCGCGGAAGCGGAGCGUUCCCCCACCACCACGCUUUUCUUCCUUCACCCGUCGUCCCCGCAAGGCAACCACAACUUUGUGCACACGACCACCACUUUCUUCUUGUUGUCCUCUUCACUGAUGCCCUAUUCAACAUGCAGCUCUCGAGCCACUUGCUAUCCUUUGUAACCUUGCUUUUCAUCUCAUUUAUCUGCGCUCCUGUUGCUGCAUUCGCCGUUCCAUGGUCCAAUAACAACCAAUUCUCCCCUACGCAACGUCACUCGGCCACAACAGAACAGCCACAGAAGCUUCGAAGCGUCUUUCCUCAGUUGACAUGGCUUCGAGAUACUGCUAUAGAGAAGAUAUUCGGUCUGCCACGGAACACGGCGAAGGCUGGAUUGGAUAAGCCGAGCUCUCUGUCGCGGCCGACGAGCACACAACUACCAGCGACUUUAUUGGCGAAAUAUGGAGGAGACGUUGUACUCCGAUUCAAUCUGAGUACUGCACAGGAAGAGAAGGCAUUGGCGGAAGCGGCAGAUACACUUUUCCUAGAUGUGUGGGAGUUUACAAACAACUGGGCGGAUAUUCGUCUUAGACAGGACGAUGUCCCUUCACUCCUAGGAUUACUGCCAAAGUCUCUCCAAACAGCACACUCCAACUUGAUGCCCGAUUUGGCAAAUACUAUCUACCAAACCUAUCCCUCAAUCGCCUUUGGAGAACCGUCAUUUCCUCCAACUCACCUGGAUCGUUCAUUCACUCCAUCUUUGAAAACAUCUGAUGGAGUAGAGAAUAUUUUCUUCCGAGACUAUCAACCGUACUCGGUCAUCGUCCCAUGGAUGCGUCUUAUGGCUUCGAUGUUCACUACUCAUGUCCGUAUGAUCGAUAUCGGAACCACUUAUGAAGGUCGAGACAUCCACGCUCUUCGGGUCGGCGUAUCUCCAAAUCUGCCACAGGACAAUCCGGAACCACGAAAGACCAUCAUAGUAUCAGGCGGCUUCCAUGCUAGAGAGUGGAUAUCGGUAAGCACAGUGACUUAUGUUGCUUGGUCACUUAUUACCUCUUACGGAAAGUCACCUGGAAUUACCAAGCUUCUCCAGGAGUUUGAUUUUGUUUUCAUCCCCACGACGAAUCCUGACGGAUAUGUUUAUACCUGGGAGAACGAUCGAUUGUGGAGGAAGAACCGUCAACAAACCAGUCUUCGAUUUUGCCGUGGACUUGACCUCGACCGUGGGUUCGGAUUCGAGUGGGAUGGAACGACUUAUCAAUCCAAUCCCUGCUCAGAGAGCUAUCCCGGAGAUGAACCAUUCCAAGCCGUCGAAUCCCACAGACUAGCCGAAUGGGCAAAGAACGAGACAGAGAAUAAUGGCGUAACUUUUGUCGGGUUCCUGGACCUACACUCUUAUUCGCAACAAGUCCUGUACCCAUACUCCUAUUCAUGUGCCGCCAACCCACCCACCCUAGAGUACCUAGAGGAACUCGGCAUGGGACUAGCCAAAGCAAUCCGCAUUUCAAGCGGACAACAAUACAACGUAGCCUCAGCCUGCGAAGGCGCCGUCUCCUCGAAACUCAAGCCCGCAAAAGGCGGUUUCCGGAUGGAAACAGGCGGCGGGAGUGCAAUCGAUUGGUUCUACCACGAAAUGCACGUUCGGUACAGCUACCAGAUCAAAUUAAGAGAUACUGGUAGUUACGGCUUCUUACUACCAAAAGAAAACAUCGUGCCAACAGGUGAAGAAGCCUUCAAUGCUCUGAAAUACUUCGGAGAUUUCCUGCUAGGGAAUAAAGGCAUUGAAUCCAAGCUCCUGGAAGAGCUACAUCAGGGACCUGUAGCAGACGUCAAAGUCGAGGUUGAAAUAGUGGAGCUAGACGAUGAUAUUGAAUAUGAUGCUGAGGACGUCAAUUGGGAGCUGAGGCGGAGAAGGAGGUAGACAGGAAAGAAAAGAAAAUGCUUUGGUAUCAUAUAGGAAAUGGCGUCAUUGGGAUAGGAUUAAUACCUGGUGCGAGGCGUUGGCGGGAUGGGAUUUAGGUUCGAGUAUAUAGUCUUGCUCCGUUAGGUUCGGAAUUCAAAGAACCUCGAUACUUUCAACCAAGUUCCUCAACGUCCAACAAUC